AUGCCUAAUUUGAAGACAAGUGAAACAAGGGAUAAUCAAGAAAUUACUUUAAUAUGUCUUGAUUGCGCAACCAACAAUUCGAAAGGAUUAGCUGGUUUGCCUACACCUAAACGACACCCAAACUCUAUACCAUCAUCUCGACUUGGGGAAGUCCUUGAGAGAACUGACAGCGUAAUUGUUGAAAUACCCAUUAAAGCAAUAGGGUCUUCACCACCAAAACAACAAUCCCAAGCCCCUCAACAAGGUGGUAAAAUUACCGCGAAAGCUCCCGUUUUACCUUCUGGUCCUAGUGCCAUCACUAUUACAUCCACGUCAUAUGUAGAUUCUGCAACUCCUCCUCCAAAGAAUAAUAGUAAUUCCGCCAAUAGCAAUAGUAGUGAUUCCAGUAGUUCUACUAGUAGUAUUAUUACAGCUGCUAUUGUUGUUGGUACCGUGGUUGUCGCUGCGGCUAUUGAAAAGAUUCAACCUGUCGAUUUUGGUCCACGUUCA
Scutellospora calospora is the source of this 489-nucleotide messenger RNA. NCBI's taxonomy places the organism in Eukaryota, Fungi, Glomeromycota, Glomeromycetes, Diversisporales, Gigasporaceae. The record is from the annotation of a GenBank genome assembly.